AUGACGAAUUCGUCCACUCAUUGUAUCAAUGAAUCUAAAAUUACAAACCUAUGGUGCUCGAAGGACAAAAUAAUUGCUCCACCACAAGCAUUACUAGUAAAAGAAGAUAAACCUUUUUCAAAAAUUCCUGGAAAGGUAGUACAGUUGAAGCCGCAGCGUAUCGAUCUUAGCUUAAGACAAAAUGAAGAGUUCAAAUUCAAUUUUACGUAUAAGCAAUCUGAAAAUUAUCCUGUGGAUUUGUACUUCAUUAUGGAUUUGUCAUUCUCAAUGAAGGACUAUAAAGACAUUUUGUCCAAAUUGGGACAGUCUAUAGCCGAUACUAUAAAAAGUUUAACAAACAAUUUCAGAUUGGGUUUUGGUAGUUUCGUGGAUAAACCAACGGUACCUUAUGUAGAUCUUUCCUCAAAAUACAAGGAUAAAGUUCGGCCUUACAGUUUCAUUAAUCAUUUGUCUCUAACUGAACAAUAUACUAAAUUUAAUAGGGAAGUGGAGAAUGCAAAGAUUUCGACAAACAUCGAUUCUCCUGAAGGCGGAUUUGAUGCACUGAUGCAAGCCAUAGUUUGCACCAAGGAAAUCGGUUGGAGAAAAGAAGCCAGGCGAAUUAUAGUCUUUGCGACAGAUGCUGCUUUUCAUAUUGCUGGUGACGGAAAAUUGGGUGGUGUAGUAGAACCAAAUGAUGCACAAUGUCGUAUGACUCAAAAUCAGUACAAUGAAAGUUUGAGGUUUGACUAUCCAUCAGUUUCACAAAUAAAGUAUGUGGCGCAAUUAAAUAACAUAAAUCUGCUGUUUGCCGUUCAUGAAAAAUCAAUAAAACAUUAUGAAGCCUUGACAAAAUAUAUAAAAAAUUCGCAAUUGGGAAAACUCGAGAAAAAUCCGGGGAGUAUUGUAAAAUUGAUUGGAGACAAUUAUAAUGCUAUAGUUAACUCGGUGGUUAUGACUUCUAAUGUUCCGAAAGAUGUACUUCUCACAUUCUCAUCGAACUGUCGUAACAAAAUUGAGAAUGGUUGCGAAAACAUUCAUGUGGGGGAAGAAGUCCAGAUCACAGCCACUAUUAAACCCACAAAAUGUUCUGAGACAGAUGCUGAUAAUAUAAAAACCAUUUCUAUUAAACCUCAUUCACUUAGUGAAGAAAUUACUGUUGCUCUAUAUGUUUCUUGCAAAUGCGCUUGCGACUAUAAUGAGCACCCCUCAACUAUUGUCAAUGAUAUAAAAUGUAACACCAAUGGAGAUUUCAAAUGUGGAGUUUGCCGUUGUCAUUAUGGCUUCUACGGUGACAGAUGCGAAUGUUCGGGGGACUCUGCAGUAAGUGAAGACGUUUCCGUUUGCCAGAUGGAAGCAGAAAGUGAAGUAUGUUCGGGACGCGGCUAUUGUAAAUGUGGUGGAUGUCAAUGCAAUCCAAGUUCAGAACCAGAAGAAAUCUUCUCGGGAAAAUUCUGCGAAUGUAGUAAUUACCGAUGUCCCAGAAAUAGAGGAUUGUUAUGCGGUGGUAAUGGCAAAUGUGAAUGCGGACGUUGCAUUUGCGACUUAGGUUGGGAAGGAGAUAGUUGCAAUUGCAACACCAGAAAUAGCACUUGUAUAUCUCCAGAAACAGAUCAAGUGUGUUCCGGAUUUGGAAGAUGUAACUGCGGCGUUUGUCAAUGUGAACCAGGGAACACUGGAAAGUUCUGUGAAAUCUGUUAUACCUGUCCAAAUGAAAGAUGUGAUGAGUUUAUGCCUUGUGUGGAAUGUGUCAAAUCAAAGUCUGAAGAAGAUUGUGACACAUUUUGCAGCAACUACACACUAAAAAUUGUUGACCAAUUAGAAGAUACAAAUGGUGGUGUGUGUAAUGUUCUAGAUGAAGAGAGAUGCAGUACUUUCUACCAAUAUAAAUAUGAGGAUCCGGUUAUUUAUUUGUAUAUUAAAAAAGAAUCUUCUUGUCCCGUAAAUAUUUACGUUGUUUUAGCCAUUGUAGCAGGCGUAAUAAUUCUAAUUGGUAUUUUAUCUUUAAUAUUAUGGAAAUUUUUGACAAGUUUACAUGACAAAAAUGCGUAUGUUAAGUUCCAAAAACAACGUGAACAAGAAAAAUGGGGUCGAGAUAACAAUCCUCUUUAUAUAUGCCCUUCGAGUAACUUCCAGAAUGUGGCGUACAAAAGAAAAUCGACUCCUUUAAAUAAAUAAACAUAAUUCGCAUUACAGACAUAUUUUUAAGUUUACAAUAUUCUAAUUAAAGAGCAAUUUCUAUACGUAUAUUUUUUGUUUCGUGUAUAU
Molecule: messenger RNA, 2247 nt
Organism: Aethina tumida (small hive beetle)
Lineage: Eukaryota; Metazoa; Arthropoda; Insecta; Coleoptera; Nitidulidae
Product: integrin beta-PS-like
Exons: 8
Coding region: 1-2157 (718 amino acids)
Biological process (GO): cell adhesion mediated by integrin; cell migration; cell-matrix adhesion
Cellular component (GO): cell surface; integrin complex; focal adhesion
Molecular function (GO): integrin binding
Source: RefSeq, a predicted model, not a curated record